Messenger RNA from Trichoplax adhaerens, 993 nucleotides. RefSeq lists its product as uncharacterized. Gene Ontology annotation, biological process: regulation of signal transduction; G protein-coupled receptor signaling pathway; protein phosphorylation. The transcript has 8 exons. Lineage: Eukaryota; Metazoa; Placozoa; Uniplacotomia; Trichoplacea; Trichoplacidae. The annotation marks the transcript as partial. Gene Ontology annotation, molecular function: G protein-coupled receptor kinase activity; ATP binding; G protein-coupled receptor binding. The record is from RefSeq and is a predicted model, not a curated record.
GUGAAUUUAGAUCAUUUCGAAGUCCUACGAGCCAUUGGCAAAGGAGCUUUUGGAAAGGUAUGCAUCGUCCAAAAGAAGGAUACCAAAAAGAUGUACGCUAUGAAGUACAUGAAUAAAAUCAAAUGUAUAGGUCAAGGGGCUGUCACCAAUGUCUUACGUGAACAAGAAAUGCUUAAAGCUCUAGAGUAUCCCUUAAUCGUUAAUCUUUGGUUCGCUUUUCAAGACGUAGAGGACAUCUUUGUCGUCUUAGAUCUACUAUUAGGCGGUGAUUUACGAUAUCAUAUUCAACAAAAUGUGCGAUUCACCGAAGACAUUGUUAAGGUUUAUCUAGUUGAAUUGGCAUCGGCAUUGGACUAUUUGAGAUGUAAAUAUAUAAUUCAUCGGGAUUUAAAACCGGAUAACAUUCUUCUAGAUGAGAAAGGUCAUGCCCAUUUAACCGAUUUUAACGUCGCAGUUUACGUUCAACCUGGAAAGAAGAUAACAAGUGUAACUGGCACUAAACCAUACAUGGCACCGGAAAUUUUUACCAACAAUUAUCUACACAAUGAUCCGCCAAGCUAUUCUUUCGCUGUUGAUUGGUGGAGUUUAGGGGUAUUGCUGUACGAAAUCUUGACGAGAAGAAGGCCAUAUGAUAUUGAGUCUAGAACGCCAAACUCCAAAAUUUGUCAAAUGUUUCAGCAAAGUAAAAAGCCUCCAUAUAGAAACCACUGGUCGCGUGAAUUUUUGGAAGUCAUAACCGAUCUGCUAGAAAUUAACGAAGAUGAUCGCUUGCAAAGUGUUCAACGUUUAAAGACCUACGAUUUUGUUGCUGGUAUUAACUGGUCAGAUAUUGCAGAGAAAAAAUUGCAGCCCUCGUUUAUUCCAUCGCAACGUAGCUUAAAUUGCGAUCCAGCGCAUGAACUAGAAGAAAUGAUUGUUGAGCCGAACCCAUUACAUAAGAAAAAGAAAAGAUUAGAUAAAAAAAAUAAGGUAGCUGAUACAGAUGUAAUUUAA